Messenger RNA from Penaeus indicus, 3669 nucleotides. RefSeq names its product tyrosine-protein kinase Btk-like (gene Btk29A). The transcript is spliced from 12 exons. Bases 99 to 1433 code for a protein of 444 amino acids. Gene Ontology annotation, cellular component: plasma membrane. Lineage: Eukaryota; Metazoa; Arthropoda; Malacostraca; Decapoda; Penaeidae. The record is from RefSeq and is a predicted model, not a curated record. Gene Ontology annotation, biological process: protein phosphorylation. Gene Ontology annotation, molecular function: ATP binding; non-membrane spanning protein tyrosine kinase activity; protein binding.
AGGAAAGGAUGUGAAAGGGCAGAGUGUGAUUGUAAGCUGAGGAGAGCCAAGGUCAUCCCACACCGAGCCCGACGCCGCCGAACGGCCUGCCUUCAGACAUGAAUCCGGCGCCGAAGAUCGUGGUUGCCCUCUACGACUACAACGCCACCGAGCGAGGGGACCUGUCACUGCGGAAGAAUGAAGAAUUCGAGGUGCUUGAACAAGAUCAGGAACACUGGUGGAAGAUGAGAAAUAGACAAACUGGAAUGGAAGGUUUUGCUCCCAGCAAUUACGUUAGAGAGCUAGGAACACCUGAUAUACAGCAGUAUGACUGGUAUCUCGGCGACGCAACAAGACAGCGCGCGGAAGUAUUCCUAAUGCAACAGGAGCGGGAGGGUUGCUUUGUUGUGCGGAACUCGACCACGAACUCUGGCGUCUACACCCUUUCAGUGUAUACGAAACAGCUUAGGUCUCAUCCGCAAGUAAAGCACUAUCACAUCAAGAAGGACCCGGAGGGAAACUACUACCUGUCGCAGAACAUCAAGUGCAAGACCAUUCCCGAGCUCAUCUACCGGCACCAGCACAACCCCGGCGGUAUCUGCGCCAGACUGCGACCGCCCACCCUCGGGAGAACUGCGCCAGCGACUGCGGGGCUCAGCCACGAUAAGUGGGAGAUUGAUCCAUCGGAGCUCAAUCUGCUGGAGGAGCUGGGUUCCGGGCAGUUCGGCGUUGUGCGCCACGGCAAGCUCAAGUCCUUGGACGUGGCUGUCAAGAUGAUGAAGGAAGGGACGAUGAGCGAAGACGAAUUUAUUGAAGAAGCGAAAGUCAUGACGAAAUUACGACACGGUAAUUUGGUUCAGCUGUAUGGAGUGUGCAGCAGACAACGCCCAAUAUACAUCGUAACGGAAUACCUGCGCUAUGGAUCCUUGCUACAGUAUCUUCGUAACAAAGAAAGAAUCCUAUUAAAUAAUACUGAUGUUCUUUUAGAUAUGUGUUUGCAGGUCUGUAGUGGAAUGGCUUACCUUGAGAAGCAGAAGUUCAUUCACCGUGAUCUUGCAGCAAGAAAUUGUCUUGUGGGAGCUCACAAUGAAAUUAAAGUUGGAGAUUUUGGUUUAGCAAGGUAUGUUGUGGAUGACGAAUAUACUGGUUCAGGAGGUGCUAAGUUCCCAAUCAAGUGGGCAGCUCCUGAAGUGCUAAACUUCAUGAGAUUCUCCUCCAAGUCUGAUGUCUGGGCCUUCGGUGUCUUGAUGUGGGAAGUCUUCACUUGCGGCAAAAUGCCUUAUGGCCGGAUGAAGAAUGCCGAAGUUGUUGAUAUGGUGCAGCAUGGAAGAGUUCUGGAAAAACCCAGAUUUUGUCCUAGUGAUGUCUAUAAUGUAAUGCAACAGUGCUGGAAUGCAAAUGCUGAGAAUCGACCUUCAUUUAAUGAAAUCCUCAGGAUGUUCCAAGAUGAAUGACUUUCAUCAAAUAUUGCCCCCCAUCCCUCAGCUCAUACCGAAUAGAUAGUUUGUUUUUAGAAUCUAAUCUUGUAUACUAAAAACUAAAAAAUGACAGCUUCCAAUAUCAUUGGUAUUUUUUUAUGAUGGCUUGUGACAGCACCAGUAAUAUAUAUAUGUGUGUGUGUGUGUGUGUGUGUGAGUGAGUGAGUGAGUGAGUGAGUGAGUGAGUGAGUGAGUGAGUGAGUGAGUGAGUGAGUGAGUGAGUGUGUGUGUGUGUGUGUGUGUGUGUGUGUGUGUGUGUGUGUGUGUGUGUGUGUGUGUGUGUGUACACAGACACACUCAUAUAUUCAUUUUUGAAGUUGAAAGACCCAUUCUGGAUUAUGGAUUUUGCCUGAAGCUGUAGCUUGCAUAAGGAAAUCACCAUUAAAUGUUAGCUUCGUUGGAGGCUGAAAUGCACAAGAAUUGUCAAAAGCAACAAAGUAGAAGUCAUUGAAUUACUGAUAAUAAGUGAGAGUAAAAAAUAUUUGACAAAUUUUGUCACACUCAAUGACAGUUUUCCAAUCAUGUUCUUAAUCAUGUUUUUGUUGUGAUUGAAGUCUUUCCUACAAUGGCAAAAUGUCAUAUUUGAUCCAAAUUGUGAUUACAUCAGUGAUUUUAGUACUAGGAUGUAAUGAGUUUUGGUAUGAUAUUCCUACCUUCAAAACACAGCAAUCAUUCAUAACAUUGAAAAAGGUGGCUUAAAACAACUCCAAUAAUGCAACACAAUUGUAAAUAGAUAGUUUUGUGUACAAGACUGGAUAUCAUUAGCAUAGUACAUUUUCCUGUGUUAUAUCUUAAAAGAUAUGUGAUGCAAAGUUGCCCUUAAAUUUAUGUUUAAGCUUCCAAAACUUUUGCAUGGUUCGGGAAGCCCAGGACAGUGUUAGAUCUGGAAAGACACUGGUUCUGCCAGUCAGUGUUAGCACAGGGUUAAUGGGACCAGUGUGACUGCGUGUUUUUACAAAACACUUCACUACUGCAACAAAGUUUAGGUUAUGCUGGAAAUAAUGGACUUAUUUUUCUAUUAGCUGAAGUUUUUCAAAUUGAUAGAUAUAUAAAGAGUUACACAAAGAAUGCCAAGCUCUUUGCACAUUCAGUAUCAUUUGGAAAAAUGGAUGUAAGGAAACAGAAUGAUAUUGCCUUUUCUAGUUUGAGUAAAAUGCAGGCAUAAAGUAACUCUGCUGUUCCUAUGACUUGUAAUGGUUCGCUUAGAACUGUCUGAGACAAAAGUAAUGUGUAAGUGUGUUACAGAUCGUCUUUUGAUGCUAGUGAUAGGUGUGAUGACUUGUUAAGCCAGUCAUCAUCAGGAAACUUUGCAUACUAUUUAUGAAUGCACAUGUAAUACUGGGCAGAGCUUCAGCAGGAGGUUCAUUUCUUUAUCCUUCUGCUUUUUCAUGGGGUUAGAAUUUUUACCAUUUCAUAAUUUUUGUAAGUAACACAUUGAUUCACGGAUUACUAUUCAACCUUUUUAAUGUAUUUUGCAUUUUUAUAUUGAUAUUUGUGGUGAAUGUUCAACUGUAGAUGGCAUGCAUACCUUCCUUUGUCUGAUGGUGUUUUUAUAUAAACAUUUAAAAUCAAAACAACAGUUUAUAUUAUGGUGCAAUACCAUAUUCUUUUUCAGUAGAUUGUCAUAUAGCAAGUGGAAUACUCAAGCAUUUUUGUCACUUUCUUGUCAUAAUAUGAUGAGCCUUCCCCCUUAGUACAUAAGGUUUUCAUAGAUUACAAGGCACACUGGACAUUAGUAUCUCUAUUGCAUUGUGAAUAGUAGCCAUAUUGUUACCUAAACAGAUAAAACUUAAUGAAUCAUUGUCUGGAAGCUUAAUAUGAAUAUGUCGUUAGAAUUCCUCAAAACUGUAAAUACAGUAACUUAUGUUACAUAUGUAAUAAUUUGUAUAUGUGAUAAUUAUGAAAGGUGAUUAUCUUAGGUUAUUAUCAUACACAGUAUGUUAAUGAUAGUGCUUCUUAAGUUAUGACUUAGUUAUUUAUGAAGUAUAGCAGAUGCUGGCAUGAAUAUCAAACCUGAAUUAAACUAUGUAUAGAAUUAAUCAUAUCAUGUUACUGUCAAUAAUUUGAUAGAUAAGAGGAAGGGGCUCUGAAUCUCUGGUCACAAUUCUGAAUUUGUUUCAUGAGAACCAUUAGGCGAUGGUCUUCAUUGUUAGCAAAUGGUCACACAAGAUUAAAAUAUGUGCGUGUGUGCGUGGGUGUGUGUGUGUGUGAA